AUGUGUAGUGCGCGCCACUACCGAAGGAUCAAAACAAAGAAUGCAGACUGGCGUAUACGGAUCGCUUUUGAGAGGCUGGGUCUCUUUGAACAGAAAACGAGGUCUAAAGCAAAAUUGAGCCUUAAAGCAUUAGAAUUGAUUGCGCUAAGGUAUAUGCGCUUUGAACUCUCCGUACUCGCAAAAUGA
Messenger RNA from Plasmopara halstedii, 186 nucleotides. RefSeq lists its product as uncharacterized. The transcript is spliced from 2 exons. NCBI's taxonomy places the organism in Eukaryota, Oomycota, Peronosporomycetes, Peronosporales, Peronosporaceae. The coding region runs from base 1 to 186 and encodes 61 amino acids. The record is from RefSeq and is a predicted model, not a curated record.